This is a messenger RNA of Schistosoma rodhaini, 3414 nucleotides long. NCBI's taxonomy places the organism in Eukaryota, Metazoa, Platyhelminthes, Trematoda, Strigeidida, Schistosomatidae. The record is from the annotation of a GenBank genome assembly.
AAAAUACUAAAUCUCCACAAAACCCCUUCUGAUAAUAGUAAAUGAUAGUGCUUUUCUGUGUUGAAAUUUUAAACUUUUUGACUAAAAUAUUAUCGUGUAUUUAUAUUUGUAUGUUCUUUAAAUGGAAAAUUAGUAACCGAACUAGGACAAGCACUUAGAAACUUUUUUAUUGUUUUCUAAAAUAUAUGUGAAGAAACUUGUAGGCAAAAUGAUUCUUUGUCUGACUUUCUAACACUUAGUUAUUAAAAUGUUUGUAACUGAAAAUUAAUGCACUUCGUCUUGAUCAGAAUUAGAUAAUUCAUCACAUACUAAUUUACAUUAAUUGUAUAGAUUGAAUCAGUAUAGACGUUAAAUUAUGUUAAUUACGAAAAUUGGCAGUAAUUUGAAUACCUAGAAUCUUGUUGUGUUGUUGCAAUCAAUACCACUUAUCUGUUGAGUUGUAUGUAGAGCGGUUUAAAGCAUCCUUAAAGUUAACACUUUUUAAGCGCUUUAAGUAAUUGUUACUUUGAGGAUGUAAUCUAUAUUAUCAGAUUAGUACUAUCCAUAAAAUAUGAAAUCUGUGUAGUUAGUUGUCGCUUUUCUGACCAUUCAAAUACUAUUAUUUGACUAUAAGUUUUUUCAAGGUAUUACUAUCGUAUGUUGGAACUGUUGAGUGAGCACUGUUGAAGGUAGACGCAUGGUGCUAGACAAAGAUUAUAAAUCUUCAUUGAGUGAGGUGUUUGGAACAUGUAUUACGUGUACCCAACAACCACCUACCUUGACUCACGAUAUUUGAUGACCUGGGAGCGAGUUUGAAAGAAACUACGGGCGUUCAGAAUAAAAGUUGGCAUCGAUCUUUGAAGUCAUUGAUCACUGGACUAGGCCAUGUUAGUAAAUUAUGACUACCUUGCUGAAGUCAACUCAAUUAUCAUAACUAACGGUUUGAGAGUGACUAUACGGCUCAGAAUUGAUUUCAGUGACACAGACUCACUCAUUCUUUAUCUUUCCUAAGAUCCUGUAUUUUGAAAUUAUUUUAUAUCUUUUAAGCAUCUUUCUCGAAUUACGUUCUCUAUCCCUAAUUUCUUUUUACUAUCGCUGAUACUGUUACUAAUUUUAUGGCUUUGGCAUUCAUUCUGAUAGCCUUUUCUCUUUGUGAUGUGGUGUGAGAAUGUUUACUGAUAUAGUGAUGUGCCAGAUUUUACGUUGGUUAUGGCUAAUUAACUUAUUGAUCGUUACGUUUUUAUCAAUACUUAAUCUCUUUUUUCUACUGCCAAAUAUCAAGUAUUAUAUGGGAUUAGUAAUUUUUCAAGAGAUUGGAAGUUACUAACAACUAGCGUUUCCGUUGAUCACUUUGAAUAUGUAUCUGAGAUCAUAGUACCAAUUUUUAUUUACCACUGUCCUUACUUCAAUCGAGUUAUGCUUUUGUCACUGCACUUUUUCUGUUGCAAAGAUUCUUUAGAUAAUCCUUGUUGGAGAUAUUACUUCUACUAAUCAAUUUGACGUUAUCAUCAUUUUUUCAUUUUUAUAGAAUUGUGGAUGCGGAAGUGCAUUUUAUGUUAGUGAAAUAUAGUAGGUAAUGACAUAGGCACUUAGAAAUAACCUAAUCUGUCCUUUUUUUGUCCCGAAGAUCAUGAUGUCCUCUUGGUUCGAAUAGAGAAUCUGUCAACAUCACUAAACAAUUGAAAAAUGAUUCAUCUUUAAAUAUUAUGUUCGAUGGAUGGUAGUUUUGAUUUUGCCAGUUCUCGUCAUCAAAAAAUCUAGUGAUCAACCCAAUCAACAGUAUAAUUGUUUCGUGAUGAAAAUGUUACUUCAUCAGAUAUAAGUGGUGUGCAUCAUCAAUAGAAAGUGAAAUACCUAGAUGCAGAAAGUUAAGAAGAUCAAAGGAAAGAGAAUGAUUGAUUUGCAAACGAAGAAACAAUGACAUCUGAGACGAUUGAUUGACUUUGCGAAUCAAGUAUUUACUGUAUAGUUUUCAGAUUUUACUAGGACGUUCUGUAAUUUUCUAUAUAAUUUGAUUGUCCCACCUGUGUUCUCGUUCACUACACUAGUACUAAGGAAAUUGUAGAUCUAGGUUACGACGCUUCGAGACUGCAUAUAUUUACACGAAACAAUUCGCUAUGUUAUAAUCAUAGAGUGGUUGACCGUUAGUGAUAUCCAUGUUUGAAUAUUUCAAGUGAAUGGGUAAAAAAUAUACAACUUUUGUUAUGCCAGACCGUUCUGAAUGUCAUCCAAAUUGUUAUAAAUAUGAAUUUUCAAAAGUAAUAAAGUUCCACUAGGAAUGUACCAUGUUAGAACCUCGUCUUAGUAGAUACUGUUUAGCUGUUUAUAUCGUAUGUUUUUCGGUAAUUUACAAACUCUGAAAACAAUGGUUCUCCAAUAUUUUCUAUCUACAUAAAGAUUCUGUUGAAAUCACAUUCUCUGAACUGGGCGUCUUAGUUGUAAGUCUUUAGUUGUCUUUCUAUUUUCAUACAUACAUUAGGGAUUCAGGUGGGACAUGUUUCUUGUUCGUUAUACCUUAUUAAAUUUGAGACAAAGGUUCUGUAUUUUAAUCUGGAAAAAUACUUAAUCCAAUCAUACUGCUCAUCCAUAUCAUGGACUUUGAGUCAAUUUAAUUUAUUCAUUACAUUGUUGGAAGAUUUUAUUAUUUAGUCAGUUAAUCAACAUUAAUUAGUUAUGUGAUUUAUUACAAAUUUUCCUAUAUGAACUUUUAGCCGCUCUUAUGCCGACCACAUCCGAUUUACUAUCUAAACCUGAAAGAGAAAAAUGCUGGAAAUCACGUGAUGCAUUUUGGGAAUGUGUUAUUGAUGUAAUCUCAAAAAAUUCAGAACCUGAUGAAGAGUUGGUAAGAAAACAAUGUAGCAAACAAAGAAAACUUUACGAAGAAAUGUGUCCACGAGUAUGGGUCAAUUUUUUCGACAAGAAGAGAGAUUUUGAACUUUUCAAGGCUAAGAAAUUUGAGGAGGAGUUGUUAAAUAGCGCUAGUUCACAGAAAAGUCAUGUUCCCUUGUACAACCUGCUUCGUUUGUUUACUUUAUUUUUGAAACUCUCCAUGAAUAGGUCACAACUUUAUGGCAAGAAAAAGAAAAAAAAGAAAAGCUAUACAACAUUAUCUGUGAAUAAUGUUGGAAAAAGAAAUCCACUUACCAUUGAUAAAUAUUUUCAAAGAAGGAAAUAAACAAUAAAUCAGACCAUAAUGUAAAGCAAAAGAAAACAAGCUGAAGAUGAAGUGAUACCAAAAAUUUAAAAUAUUUACUUAAAUGAUAUACACUUAUAUUUGACAGUGAGAAUAAGUAUGUGAAAGAUAUUCACAGUAUACUCUAUUACGAUCAAUGUUAAAAGUUUUAAAUCAUAAGUUUUGUAAUAAAUACAAUGGAUAUGGUAGUUUUCGGAUUAUUAGUAAAACUGUAAUAGUUCGUUUAUAUUAAAAUUUCUGAU